Messenger RNA from Cryptomeria japonica (Japanese cedar), 1804 nucleotides. Its product is annotated as transcription factor MYBS3. Gene Ontology annotation, biological process: response to auxin; response to ethylene; response to gibberellin. Gene Ontology annotation, molecular function: DNA binding; zinc ion binding. The transcript has 3 exons. NCBI's taxonomy places the organism in Eukaryota, Viridiplantae, Streptophyta, Pinopsida, Cupressales, Cupressaceae. The coding region runs from base 288 to 1352 and encodes 354 amino acids. The record is from RefSeq and is a predicted model, not a curated record.
CCAACUUUAUCUCUCUGCCCACACAUAACAAGAGGAAAGGAGUCCUCGUCUUCUUCUCUUCUUCUUCUCCUUCUUCCUCUUCCGUUUUCGUCUUCUUCUUGCAAAAAUAUUUGUAACUGGAAUUAACAGUUCUGAGCAGGCAGGGCUGGAUAUACACGCUGUAAAACAACAAAUUUGGUCUGUUUUCUUGUGCUUUUGUGGGGUAAACUUUUCCUAUUUCUGGCUGGAUCGAUCUGCGAUAAGAUAGAGAGAUCGAUUUCUGAAUUGUGAUUCAUUGGAAAAGCAGUAUGACGCGCAAGUGUUCGCACUGCGGCCAUAACGGCCAUAACUCGAGGACUUGCCCUAAUCGGGACCGUGGUGGAGUGAAAUUGUUCGGCGUGAGGCUCACGGAUGGCCCGAUCAGGAAAAGUGCAAGUUUGGGGAAUCUGUUGAUGAUUAAUAAUAACCCUCCGUCGCCCUCUCCAUCCCCUUCUGCUUCUGCUUGUGUUGCUGCGGACCCCGCUGGUUAUUUGUCCGAUGGUCUUCUUCAUCCGUCCACCUCUUCUAUUUCUAGGGAGAGGAAGAAAGGUGUGCCAUGGACAGAGGAGGAGCAUAGAAUGUUUUUGCUAGGUUUGCGGAAACUAGGAAAAGGUGAUUGGAGAGGGAUCUCUCGGAACUUUGUGAUUACAAGAACACCUACACAGGUAGCAAGUCAUGCACAGAAGUAUUUCAUUCGACAGAGCAAUAUGACCAGAAGGAAAAGACGUUCCAGCCUCUUUGAUAUGAUAACAGAAGGGGACCAUGACAAUGCACUAGAAGUUUAUUCAAUGGUUACUACUGUUGAUCCUAUUUGUGAAGGUAGUGUACAGAACCAGCUCCUUCCUGGUGACCAAAAUUCCAUGCUUAAGCAAGACCCCAAUUUUGAACAUAACAAUUUGGGCAUGUUAUCAUCACGAUCAGCUUCGGAUCAAGAAUGUGAAACAGUUGAUUCAGCAAAUUCUACAGAAGUGCAAAAUCAGUUCCCCCAAGGUUCAGUACAAAUGGCUUGUAUUCCACCGGCAUAUCCCACUUUUGUGGGACAAUCCCUUCCUAUUCCAGUCCCUUUUUGGCCUGUUUUUAGGCCUAACCCAAAUGACCUGCCACCGAAUUCCAACAUUUUCAAACCUAGGGCAGAGGUUCCCAAGGCUCCGGUAAACAUUGAUGAGCUUACAGGCAUUUCACAACUGAGUAUUGGUGAACCAGCAGGUCCAAUUGAACCUUCAGCCUUGUCAUUGAAGCUUCUGUCUAAACCUUCUAGACAAUCUGCAUUUCAUACAAAUCCGUCACUCAACAACAGCAGUUUAAGUCCUAUCAAUCCCAUUCAUGUUGCUUAAGUCUUCAUCAAACAAAUGAAAUGCAGAGGGACUGGAUUCAUUUUGGGAUCACCGAUUUUUAUCAAAUGUAAAAAUCAAUUCAUUCUGUGGCAAGCAGGGUCCCUGGUACACCUCUUACCAGGUUGUAAACAUAUAUUGGCUUGAGGUGAGGCUGAUGCGGAAGGGAUCUUGAAUCUUGAAUCAGGAAAAGGGCUCGGACUUGGGAUCCUGAUUUUUGUAGCAAUGAGAUAGGUAUGCUGGGUGAUUAGGAGAUUUGCAUUUUACUUUGCAUGUUGAACACAACUACUGUUUUCAGGGGUUGAUCAGCAGCGAAGAAUGUGACACAAGCCAUCUUAGUCUUGAUUCAUUUAGUCUUUAGUAUCCUAUUGGGAGCUCACAAGUGUGAGGAGUUGCUUAUGUGGUAGUUGAGCUAAAGGGCAAUGACAAGUAUAAUGACUAUUCUUUAUUUUUUA